AUGGAAAUAAAAACUGAUAACCGAGAAAAAGUAGGUCAAUGCUCAAGUGAAAUAGAAAGCAUUCUGCAAUCCCAAAAGUGGAAAAAUAAACGACACUCUCAAAAUAUCCAAAAGCCUAUAAAACAAACGAUAAACCAUGCAAAAUCGUCAUCACAAGUUGAAAUUCUGUGUAAAAAUGAUAAAAAGCUUAUCAAGCUUCCAUCAAUCAAAAAUAAAGUUUCUCCCUAUCUCCUCACAAUGAACUUAAUUAAAACAACUCUCAACUCUCCUCAUCACGGCUCUACUAAUGACCAAAAGGCCAGCCAAAGCUCCAAAAUUUUUCGCUUUGCAAUCCCCUAUAAAAUCCUAAAAGAUUCUUUAAAACUUAAUUUAGUAGGGCACAAAAAGCCUCAAACUAACACUUUAAAAGUGCCACUUUUCCCUCAAUCUCCUUACGGGAAUCAUAAGCAGGACUCAGAAAUUCGUUUCAAAGACAUCCCAAAGCCUAAAGAAAAAACACAGCCAACCUUCACCGAAAGAGCUAGAAAAAAUAGUGGCAGCUUUUAA
Blepharisma stoltei is the source of this 546-nucleotide messenger RNA. NCBI's taxonomy places the organism in Eukaryota, Ciliophora, Heterotrichea, Heterotrichida, Blepharismidae. The record is from the annotation of a GenBank genome assembly.